Endocarpon pusillum Z07020 is the source of this 1824-nucleotide messenger RNA. RefSeq lists its product as uncharacterized. The record is from RefSeq and is a predicted model, not a curated record. The transcript has a single exon. Gene Ontology annotation, cellular component: peroxisomal membrane. The coding region runs from base 1 to 1824 and encodes 607 amino acids. NCBI's taxonomy places the organism in Eukaryota, Fungi, Ascomycota, Eurotiomycetes, Verrucariales, Verrucariaceae. Gene Ontology annotation, biological process: peroxisome organization.
AUGUCACCAGCAUCGACAUAUACCUCGGACGAUGGCCCUUCAGCUCCCUCCUAUGAUCCGAAUCCUCCCACAGUUGCGGCCUUCUCCCCACAGAACCUCUCUGGAGCAUCCACUUCUAAGCAACGUUCCACCAUCAUAGUACACAAGAAAUCACCGCUACUCGUUGCGACGCCACCUCAGGUUACCAGAGCACUCGCCUACUCUCACCCUUUCCUCCUCCCGUUGAACCAACUCGUUGGACUUCUAUCAUGGAGCACCAACGAUCCAUGGGAAAGUUUUCUCCUUGUUGCUGGGUUUUGGGCAGUGACGCUCUAUGGUGAAGAGCUUCUUCUCUGGACCGGGCCUAUACUUGUGGUCAUAGGCCUGAUUCUUGGGAUGUACUCGCGGCGGUACUCACCCCUCUCGUCAACUUCCCAAACUGGUGAAAAACAUGGUCAUAAAAGAGAGCCCUCAGAUAUAAAACCUGCCCAUCACAAGAGUCUUGAUGAGAUAGUCGAGACGCUGCGUACCUUCACUACUCGCUGCAACAUAUUGCUCGAACCCUUCCUGUCCCUGACAGAUUUCCUCUCCACACAACGCACGGCUACAUCAGCAACCACUCGACCUGCACUCACAACGCUCUUCAUUCGAAUUCUCUUCGUUACCCCCAUUUGGAUAGUCCUCACUCUUCCGCCAUUCUAUAUCCUCACUUCCCGCCGUAUCAUCCUCACCUUCGGCACCAUCGCUCUCACAUGGCACAGCCGCCCAGCCCGAGUGUCUCGUGUCAUCCUCUGGCGGUCUCUGACUGUCCGGCGCAUCUGCUCUUUUAUCACCGGUCUCUCUUUCGGACAGGAUCCUGUUGCCCCAUUUGGUUCUUCAACCAGCAACAAGCUCACUCCACCACCCCUACCACCGCGCCGCAAAUCAAAAUCCCAAGACACCGCCGCGGCCGACCUCACCAUGAAACAUCGCGCGGCUUCACCAGGAGUCCGUUUCACAUUCAUUCUCUAUGAGAAUCAACGUCGAUGGCUAGGUCUAGGCUGGACUUCUGCCAUGCUCGCCUAUGAGCGCGCAUCCUGGACAGAUGAACACCUCAAUCCGGCACCCAGCAAAGAUCGAUUCGAGCUCCCAUAUGUAGAGAGCGAAACGGCGCGUUGGAGAUGGGUUGAGGGCUCGACUUGGAAGAUCGAAGGGGGAACCAACAUCACAAACUCACCCACAAAAUCAUCCUCCAAGGGCCCAAAAACAAACCAGAGCUCCGCUGCUGAUGACGGUGGUGGCUGGAUCUAUUACGAUAACAAAUGGAAUGAUGGGAAACGUGACGCAGAUUCUUGGGGAAAAUAUACCCGACGGAGGAAAUGGUACAGGGAUGCAGAAUUAGUAGAGGUUACGUCAAGUACAGAGGUCACCCCCAAUGCAACGCCGAAUGAGGCAGCUGCGUUGUCGGAAGUAGAGAAGGACAACGACAGUAAUGAUCAGAAGUUGAAGACUCGGCCCUCGCCGAGCAGGGAACCAAAUCAUAGAAAGACACCCUCUUCAUCCGCUUCAACCUCUUUGCAACCCGGUACUUCCGGGGGUGAUGCGCAACCGGAGAACGAGAAGGUCGACCUCGAUUCCAGCAGUGCCAAAGCCUCCAGUAAACGGAAGAGCUGGUUCGGGAAUGGCAAGAACAACAGGGAGAGACGGGACAGUAAGAGUAGCAGUCUCGGCAAGAAGAGCGGAGAAAGCGGGUCGAGCGUGCGGACGGACCCAGAAGAUGAUCAUGUGGAUCGCUGGAAGAGUCAGGAGAAUGAGGGCGGAAGGACGUUUGGGCUGGGCGAGGAUGCGGUCAUGGGGCUGAGUUGA